Trichoderma aggressivum f. europaeum is the source of this 1146-nucleotide messenger RNA. RefSeq lists its product as uncharacterized. Lineage: Eukaryota; Fungi; Ascomycota; Sordariomycetes; Hypocreales; Hypocreaceae. Bases 1 to 1146 code for a protein of 381 amino acids. The transcript is spliced from 5 exons. The record is from RefSeq and is a predicted model, not a curated record. Gene Ontology annotation, cellular component: cytosol. Gene Ontology annotation, biological process: formaldehyde catabolic process. Gene Ontology annotation, molecular function: S-(hydroxymethyl)glutathione dehydrogenase [NAD(P)+] activity; zinc ion binding.
AUGGCUUCGACUGUUGGCAAGACCAUCACCUGCAAGGCUGCCGUUGCCUGGGAGGCUGGCAAGGAGCUGAGCAUUGAGGAUGUCGAAGUUGCUCCUCCCAAGGCUCACGAGGUCCGCGUGCAGAUCUACUACACUGGUGUCUGCCACACUGAUGCCUACACCCUCUCUGGCAGGGACCCCGAGGGUGCAUUCCCCGUCAUUCUGGGACACGAGGGAGCUGGUAUUGUCGAGUCUGUUGGCGAGGGUGUCACCAACGUGAAGCCCGGCGACCACGUCGUUGCUCUCUACACUCCCGAGUGUAAGGAGUGCAAGUUCUGCAAGUCUGGCAAGACAAACCUCUGCGGCAAGAUCCGAGCCACUCAGGGCCAGGGCGUCAUGCCCGAUGGCACCAGCCGGUUCAAGUGCAAGGGCAAGGACCUUCUCCACUUCAUGGGGACGUCGACUUUCUCUCAGUACACCGUCCUCGCCGACAUCUCCGUUGUAGCCGUCCAGCAGGAUGCCCCCAUGGACCGCACAUGUCUCCUUGGCUGUGGCAUCACCACCGGCUACGGCGCCGCCCGCGUCACCGCCAAAGUUGAGGAGGGCUCCAACAUUGCCGUCUUUGGAGCUGGAUGCGUUGGUUUGUCAGUCGUUCAGGGGGCUGUCGUCAACAAGGCCGGUAAGAUUAUCGUCGUUGAUGUCAACCCGGCCAAGGAGGAGUGGGCCAAGAAGUUUGGCGCUACGGAUUUCGUCAACCCCAACGACCUCAAGGGACAGACCAUUGUCGAGAAGCUGAUUGAGAUGACUGAUGGUGGCUGUGAUUACACCUUUGACUGCACUGGUAACGUCAACGUGAUGCGUGCUGCUCUGGAAGCUUGCCACAAGGGCUGGGGAGAGAGCAUUGUCAUCGGCGUCGCUGCUGCUGGCCAAGAGAUUUCCACACGUCCAUUCCAACUUGUCACUGGUCGUGUCUGGAAGGGCUGUGCUUUCGGUGGCAUCAAGGGACGCACACAGCUGCCCGGGCUUGUCAGCGACUACUUGUCUGGAGCUCUCAAGGUUGAUGAGUUUAUCACACACCGCAAAAACCUUGGUGAGAUUAACAGCGCAUUCGAGAUUAUGAAACAGGGAGACUGCAUCCGUGCCGUUGUUGACGCGAGGACGCUGUAG